Molecule: messenger RNA, 1110 nt
Organism: Diachasmimorpha longicaudata
Lineage: Eukaryota; Metazoa; Arthropoda; Insecta; Hymenoptera; Braconidae
Gene: Arl6IP1
Product: ADP-ribosylation factor-like protein 6-interacting protein 1
Exons: 5
Coding region: 219-794 (191 amino acids)
Cellular component (GO): membrane
Source: RefSeq, a predicted model, not a curated record
ACUACGCAUGUGUUUUUUUUAUUUAUCCCAAUAGUUUUUCAAUCGAAGAUAAUUAUUUUGGCAACUAUGGAGGGUGAAACAUUGUUCUAGGGAGUGAUAGAGUGGUAGUGGUCGAGGAAUUAUUUCGGUGAAGGGUCGUGCGACGUUUGACAAGGAGAUUUCACUGGCUGUGAGGGAUUUUUGAAGUGCUCGUGCGGGAAUAUUAAGUCCUGAGGAGGAUGCCGGAUUCAGAAAAAGAAAAAUGCAUGAAGCAGCUGAAGAGACGGAUGGAGCCUUGGAGAGAGGCUGUCUUGCCUAUAAAUUCAGUCAUCCUCUGGGAGAAGUCAUGGUAUCCUGGGUUGAUCUUCGGAGCCAUCACUACGUUAUUCCUGUUCAUUUGGAUGCUGGAGCCGACGUUCGUCACGAUAAUCUCUAUCUCUCUGCUGCUGGCAGCACUCAUUGACUAUUUAGUGCCAGUAUUGUCGUCGACAUUCAUCUCCUCGACUGCCUGGACAGGCCACAAGGAGAAGAAGCUCGAGGAAAUAUGCCUGAACCUCAGUGAGGUGAUUAUUCAGGUUCAGAAUACCUGGAAGUAUCUACUAAAUGCACGCAAUAAUCGGCCGGCAGUUUACUAUGGAUCCAUUACUUUGGGCCUGAGUUUACUAGCCUGGCUGGGGAAUAUCGUCAACAAUUUAUUAUUGAUGUACUUAAUCGUCAGUAUUUCCCUGCUGCUGCCAGGUUUGAAGCACAAGGGUCGAGUGCAAAGGGCUCUACAGUACGUGUACAAGUACUUGAUGCACCAGAAGAAGGCGUAAUGCCAAAAAUUUGACAUCUGCCCAUUCAUAUUUCACCCAUAAUUGUUGCACGAGCUUCUCACGUAUCUACUCACCACAGCAUCAGCGUAUAUAUUUAAUCAAAAUUUAUAACAAAUCAUCGCUAGACAUCACAUACGCCAGGAGGCAGUUUAAAUCAUUAACAAACAGACUGACCACGAAUCUUUAUUAGAAAAUUCUCAUGAUCCAAAGUUGAAGCGUACUCACUAGUUUUAUUUAUUUGUGAUAAGAUAGAAAAUAGAAAUGAUUCUUCAUAUUUUCUGUACUCGUUGGAGACUAAAAUCUACGUGUCUUUGUA